AUGGGUAAAAAGAAUUUCAAAGAUCUUUAUCGACGUAUCAAAAGGGAACAGGGAAAUGUGACUUGUGAAAUAUCCGUUUUUUCUGAUAAAUUCAAUCCAUUUUUUCAAUAUGUUGGUGUUAUUGUAUAUGCAAUCGAUGGAAAAUUCGAAUGGGAGAAUCGUGAGGGUGGAAGAGCUCAUGGACAUAGAGGAAGAAGUUUUUACGUCAUUAUACAAUGUACAGACAAAUGGCCAAAAGACUACUAUAAACCAGUAGGACAAGGAACUGUGCAUGACUACCUCUUGAAAAACAUCAUGGGUAUUGAAUCUGAUCAGAAGCGCAUUGCAUGUGGUGGGUUUGCUUAUCUCUUUGAUGAACUAAGAUUUAGUAGUAUUGCGCUCAAUGGUACGGGUCAAACUGAUGCUGAGACUGAUGGAGACAGAUAUUUGAGCGAUCCUGAAAAGCUCUUAGUCAACUAUUGCUGGGACCAAUACAAAAAGUAUGGUGGACAUCAUAUAUUCUCCAUUCCGUUUUUUAUAGAUGAACUAUUAUCGAAUUAGUUCGUCAUGCUACAGAUUUGUACCUUUCUUGCAUUCCUGAAUAAUACUUUUAUCGUUCCUACUCUUCCAAAUACAUGUUUAUGGACAGACACAUGAUAUGUUGUCUUUGUAAGAACUGUAAUAUAGCUGAGAAAAGUUGGUGAAUACUUUAUUCCUCUUUCAUCUUCACUGUCUAUCUUCAUUCCAGAUUUGUAUGACUUUUUGUGGUGAGAUACGAUUCUUUGUGUAUGACAAAGAAGCCUCUUUUAUAUCGGUCUAGACCGCAAAAUUUACCAACAAGUCAGCUUGAGUUGUGGGUGUGGACCUAGCAUUGCUGCAUCCAGAUCGAGGCAUACACUAUAGCUAGAUAUAGAUUGAGACCCAAACUCAAGGAGAAGAAAGCAGGACUUCGUACUUCACUGUACUGGAGAAGUACAAAGUUCCGUUGCUGGGUGUGGCUGUGGCUGUGUAAGUGAUGGUGAGAGUGUGAGUACAGCUAGCCAAGAUCCGGAUUUUGUUCCUGCUAAAGAACUCAUCAGUUGGCUUUAACUCUGCAGUAAUCGUCCAAAUCCAAAGAUCAUAGAUAAAUUACUAUAAUCUAUACAGAACCGUAGUAGAAAGCAGUCACUUUCAAACUAUGUUCGAUAGAUAUUACUCUAACAAAGGUGAGUACAGCAAGCCAAGAUCGCGAUUUCGACCUUGCGGGUGUGGGUCUGGGGUGUGGGUGAGUAUGGGUGUGGGUCUGGGGUGUGGG
Rotaria sordida is the source of this 1273-nucleotide messenger RNA. The record is from the annotation of a GenBank genome assembly. Lineage: Eukaryota; Metazoa; Rotifera; Eurotatoria; Philodinida; Philodinidae.